UUUGGUCCAAGUUGGAAAUUGAAUGCAGACAGAGGACGAGUGAGUUUUGCCGCGCGGGAAGAAAAAUGAUGACAAUCAAAAUCAAUCCUCAAAAUCAAAACAUGUGCAAAUAUCUCCACACGCGCCUUAACUAUCCCCACAACAACCCACCCGCGCUACUCCUCCGCUUCUUCCUACUCUCCACACUAGUAGCGCCGCUCGCGCAACCUCCAAACCCGCGCACCACCACCACCGUCCCCCAGAUCCAUCGCCGCCGCCGAGCCAUGUCGAAGGCGCGUGUCUACACCGAUGUCAACGUUCUUCGCCCCAAGGAGUACUGGGACUACGAGUCUCUCGCCAUUCAAUGGGGUGAACAAGAUAAUUAUGAGGUUGUGAGGAAAGUGGGAAGGGGGAAGUACAGUGAGGUUUUCGAAGGCGUAAAUGUUAAUACCAAUGAGCCCUGUGUAAUGAAGAUUCUCAAGCCUGUGAAGAAAAAGAAGAUUAAAAGAGAGAUAAAAAUACUUCAGAACCUCUGUGGAGGACCAAAUAUUGUCAAGCUUCUUGAUAUUGUCAGAGAUCAACACUCUAAAACUCCAAGCUUAAUAUUUGAGCAUGUCAACAGUACAGAUUUUAAAGUUCUGUAUCCGACUUUGGCUGAUUGUGACAUACGCUAUUACAUAUAUCAGCUUCUGAAGGCUUUAGAUUACUGCCAUUCUCAAGGCAUAAUGCACAGAGAUGUCAAGCCUCAUAAUGUAAUGAUCGAUCAUGAAUUUCAUAAACUUCGCUUGAUAGAUUGGGGUCUUGCUGAAUUUUAUCAUCCUGGAAAGGAAUAUAAUGUUCGUGUGGCUUCAAGACACUUUAAGGGCCCUGAACUUCUAGUAGAUUUGCAAGACUAUGACUACUCAUUAGACAUGUGGAGCCUGGGUUGCAUGUUUGCUGGAAUGAUAUUUCGCAAGGAACCUUUCUUUUGUGGUCAGGACAACAACGAUCAGCUUGUAAAAAUAGCUAAGGUGCUUGGGACUGAUGAAUUGAAUGCAUAUCUGAAUAAGUAUCAUCUUGUGAUUGACCCUGAACUUGAUGCUCUACUUGGAAGUCACAGUCGCAAGCCUUGGACUAAAUUUAUCAAUUCCCAUAAUCAGCAUCUUGUGUCUCCAGAGGCAAUCGAUUUUCUUGAUAAGCUUCUUCGAUAUGACCACCAGGACAGGCUAACGGCAAGAGAAGCAAUGGAACAUCCAUAUUUCUCUCUGGUUAGGGCAGCAGAAAAUAGCUCUAUGAGAACACAGUAACUUCAUAUGUGGAAUCAUAAACCCGAAUUCAUAUAUGUGGGACUGUUUUCUAAUACCCUAACAGGCGGUAUGGUUGGUUGCCUUAGUUAUAGCCGGUUAGUUUUCUUGUGGAUUAUAUAUCAAUUUCAUUAUCUUUGUUCAGUUGAAUAAUUUGUUAACAUGUCGUUGAAAAUUAAAAUUAUGUCUUAAAAUUAUAAGGGCGUGAUUGGUUUUGUUUAAAUUUUAGUAUUUCUCAAAUUUUUCUUGCACAAGAUGCUGAUUAUAAAUUAUUUUAAAUACAAGAUUAA
Messenger RNA from Lotus japonicus, 1552 nucleotides. Its product is annotated as casein kinase II subunit alpha-2-like. The coding region runs from base 66 to 1265 and encodes 399 amino acids. Gene Ontology annotation, biological process: protein phosphorylation. Gene Ontology annotation, molecular function: protein serine/threonine kinase activity; ATP binding. Lineage: Eukaryota; Viridiplantae; Streptophyta; Magnoliopsida; Fabales; Fabaceae. The transcript has 10 exons. Gene Ontology annotation, cellular component: cytosol; protein kinase CK2 complex; nucleus. The record is from RefSeq and is a predicted model, not a curated record.